This is a messenger RNA of Pteropus alecto (black flying fox), 933 nucleotides long. RefSeq names its product transmembrane 4 L6 family member 4-like. NCBI's taxonomy places the organism in Eukaryota, Metazoa, Chordata, Mammalia, Chiroptera, Pteropodidae. The record is from RefSeq and is a predicted model, not a curated record. The coding region runs from base 1 to 606 and encodes 201 amino acids. The transcript is spliced from 5 exons. Gene Ontology annotation, cellular component: membrane.
AUGUGUGCUGGGAAUUUUGCCAAGUGCCUGGGGGGCACCCUCAUUCUGCUUUCUGUGAUUGCCUUUAUAGCUAACAUUCUGUUAUUUUUUCCUGGAGGAAAAGAGGUAGACAUCUACCACCUUUCGGAAGAGGUCUGGUUUUUCGGAGGAAUAUUAGGAAGUGGGUUCUUGGUGCUUCUCCCUGCCAACCUGUUCUUGGGCCUGAAGGAAAGUGACUGCUGCAGAUGCUGUGGCAGCGAGAGAUGUGGAAACCGAUUUGCGAUGUUUGCCUCCAUACUAUUUGCUGUGAUUGGAUUCUUGGGUGCUGGAUAUUCAUUUAUCACCUCUGCUUUCUCAAUCAAGAAGGGUCCUAAAUGUCUCAUGGACAAUAAUGAAUGGGGCUAUCCCUUCCACAAUGGGGAUUAUCUCAGUGACAAAGACUUAUGGAGCAAAUGCCGAGAGCCUGAACACGUGAUUUCCUGGAAUCUGACACUUUUCUCCAUCUUGCUCAUUGUAGCAGUGAUGCAGAUGCUGCUCUGUGCCAUCCAGGUGGUCAAUGGUCUCCUGGGGACGGUGUGUGUAGACUGUCAGUGUUGUGGCUGCUGUAGGGGAUAUGGACGACUUUAAAUCUCUAUGAUGAUCUUUAACAUGAUGACAUGUGGGAAGACACAUUAAACUUCUUCUCUCUUUGGGGUUGUCAAAUUUUAUCUACUUUCAAACCGUCAAAGCUUAGGGAAGGCAGAGUUAUUCCUUCUCCUUUCCAAUCAUCUUAGUUCCACUUAGAAUUUUAUAGUAUUGACUAUAUUCCCUUAUUAGUUUCAAAUAAGAUAGUAUGGUCACUUACGUUAUAUUUUUUAAUCUUUCAAAUUGGCUUUCUUUUAGAAUUCAGCAGAUUCAAAAUAAAUUUACAAAAUUUUUUCUUUAGAACUGAAAGAUGUAAGACAUCCCAUAUAC